AGCGGGAGCUGCGUGGCGGUGGCAGCGGUUGAGGGGGUGCCGCGGGCCCGACCCCGCGUCCCGGGCAAGAUGUGGCGGCGGCGGUGGGAAGCGGGAUGGGACGAGAAGAGGGAGCUGCAGGAGCUCAACUCCCGGCUGCGGGUCUUCGUGUCCCGCGUGCGGGAGUUGGAGGAGGAGAACCGCUUUCUGGCGCGGGAGCUGGCGGAGCUGCGGGAGCAGGAGCUGGUGGGGCUGCGGGUGCCCGAGCAGGAGCUGGCCUGGCUGCGGAUGCAGCUGGAGGAGCUGAGCAGGGCGAAGCUGGAAGCGGAGCUGGAGCGGGACGGGCUGCGGCGGGAGCUGGAGCAGCUGCAGCUGCUGGGCUCGGAGGUGCUGGCGAUGCGGCGGCGCCUGGAGCCCGAGCUGGUCGGGCAGCAGCGGCUGUUGGAGCGGCUGCGGGGAGAGUGCAUAGCUCUGGAGGAGCUGCUGCUGCAGCUGCAGGCCGAGCACGGGCACCUGGCGGAGCGGCAGCGGCGGGAGGCGGUGGAGAUACGGGAGUUGCGGAUGGACCUGGCCGCGCUGCCGCCGCCCUUGUCCGGGCUGAGCCUGGAGGAGCUGGAGGAGACCUACGAGAUGCUGCUCAGCCAGAGCUGCCGGGAGACCCUGCUGCGCUACCAGGAGCAGCUCCAGGUGCUGCAGGAGCAGGAGGCGCAGCGGAGCCGGGAGAACCUGGAGCUGCUGCGGGAGGAGAGCCGGCAGUGCCGGCAGCACCUGGAGGACCUGCACCGCCAGGGCCGGGAGCUGUGCGGGCUCCGGGAGCGGCUGGAGCAGGAGCUGCUCGCCUUGCAGGACCGCCACGGCGCCGAGGUGGAGGAGUAUCAGAGGAUAAUCGAUGCUCUUGAAGAAGAAAAGCAGUUCCUCACCGCAUCAAUCACAGAUUACCUGAAGGACUAUCAAGAACUACUGCAGGUGAAAACAGGCCUCAUCCUUGAAAUUGAAACCUACAGAGCUUUGUUAGAAGGGGAGAGCAACCAGUGGAUUAUUACAUGGAGAGAGCAGUAUGGAGGAAAAUUGCCUCAAGAUAUUAUAAACACUUCAUAUAACUACACUGAUAUUUACUCUACUUAUCAAGAAAAUAACAGAAAUAAAGCUUCACCAGCUCUCAGGAUCACUGAUACAAGACGCAGGAUGCCAGUGACAAAUACCAGCAGUUCUGCACGUUAUUCAGCUCGGUCAACACAGGCUGGAUCGCAGACUACAGCUAGUGGAAGAGGUUUUGGAAGAGAUGUACUUGGUUCAGUAUAUCGCCCUUCAACAACUGUUAGAGAGGAUGAAAGGAUUUUAACAGACCACAAAGAAUUAAGAACAUUUACUCCAGCUUACAGUAGCUGGAAAACCACUGAAAUGCAGCAUAAGACAAUUCCUGACAGAAAGAAAACGGAAGUUACAACUUCAUCCACAGUAUCUUUUUCAAAAUCAGCACAUGCUGAAAGAUCAGACAAGGACCACAAGCCUGACACAAAGCCCGGGACUACUGAAAAUAUAAGAACAAAACCAAGCUUCACUAGAUUCCCAAUGUAUGAGCUGGAUACCAAUUAUAAACCAUCUAAGUAUGAAGAAACCAUAACUGAAACUUGGACCACACGAAAAGAAAACAGAGGAAGCAGCAAACCAACUGAAGAUAAAUCUCUGCUGAAAGAAAAAGAUAAGCCAGAGAAACAAACAAAGGAGGAGGAAAGGAAAACAGAUGAGAAAUCCUUUAAAGAAGAAAGAAGUGUUGAUUUUGGAAGGAAAAUGGAGGAGAAAACAUAUAUCCGUGAGGAAGUCAUUAACCAGAAGUUAACGGGGAGUGAUAUUUCUAAUGCAAGAACUUUGAAAAGCGAAUCAAUCAAAAAGGAUAUAAAUGCAGCUUCGGAAUCGAGAAGCAAAGGAGUCAUUGAGAUACCUAUCACGAUUGAAAAACCAGCUCCUGACAAAGAAUCUCCCAGUAAUAAAGAUAUAAGGUUAAAAGGUGUUAAAACUUCCAUAGGAAGAGAAACAGAUGAGCAUGUAACUAAGCCUGCUGAAAUUCACCGAGUGAGGAUUUCAGAAGCAGAAUCCAGUUUGAAAGAUGAAGAGCAAAUGAGUGACAGAAGUCAUAAAACGGGAUCUCUGUCAACUGAAAAUAUAGCAGAGAAUAUUGUUGCUGACAUUCUUAGAAGUUUUACACAUUCUUCUAGCUCACAAGUAUCUACAGACACAAAAGUGACCUAUUUUAAUAAGAAAGAAGAACCAGAUGAUGGAAAAAUCAAGACUGAGAUCACAGUGCAAUCUCAAAUUCAAGAAAACAUAGAUAUUUCUGGUGAAGCUGAUGCGGGAGGUCUAUCAUACCAGGAUGUUAGGAAAGUGGUUCGAGAGGGUGUUGAGGGAACUCCUUCCAAAGAGGAGAUAGAAGAUAUAGUACAUCAUGGCCUGAAAGGCAACGAGGACAGGAAGAAUGUGUCUGUUAACGUUGAGAUUGUAGAGGAGCCACUAGAUUAUGCCACUGAUGAAAGGGCUGAUUUUUCCACACCUUUUGAAGUAGAGGAAGUGGAAGAUACAUUCCCUGAGAGAGAUAGGCGUUACGGUGAGGAGGAGCAAAGCGUAACGUUCACAUAUGAAGAUGUUAAAAAGAAGAAACCACGCCAUGAGAGUUUCACUCAUGUGGAAGAAGUAACUGAGGAAGAUGACUCACCUACUGAACAAAAAUAUUUUGUGUCUGUUCCUGAUGAUCAUCCCAUUAUUAAUGAAAAAGACGAUGACUCAGUAUAUGGGCAAAUACAUAUAGAAGAAGAAUCAACUAUUAAGUAUUCUUGGCAAGAUGAAUUUUUACAAGGCACGCAAAGUAAGAGAGAUGGUGUAAGCUCUCCAGAAGAAACAUAUCAGGUGGUAGGGGAGGAAGCAAGUGCCCAUAUUUUAAAAGAGCAUCCUGAAGCUGAAACUUCCCAUGUAGAAUCCAUGGUUAUUGAAAAAGAAAUUAAAAUUCCCCAUGAAUUUCAGACUUCAAUAAAAGGGCUUUUAUCAAAGGAAACAAAGGACCCUAAAUUGCAGUUGAAGGAAGCUUUGGAGCAGUUAGAGGGCAGUCUCCCAGACAGUGUGAAAGAGGAGCUAUCUGCAUUAACAAAACAAAGUCAAGCUGACUCCAGUAGCUUAGAGGUAGAUAUCAAAAAAGUUGAUCAAAAGGAGGAUGCUGGUGUGGUGACUAUUGUUGCUGAAGUCAAUCUAUCACAGACCCUUAAUACUGAUGAAUUCGAUGCAGCUCAGCUUGAUGAAGUAAUUGCAAGUGAGAAGGAGAAGGCAACACUGCAUUCCCUGAGAAAAGAGAGUUCGGAGAGAGUUGUUGAUGGUGUAAGCAAUAUAGAAGUAGAUGGUGACAAAUGCACUUCUUUGGCUGAUCAAGAAAUCUACAACUCCUCCACAGUGAGGAGAACUGGUAGCACAGGGUAUCAUACCACUGAAAAAGUUAUUUAUGACGGUUCAGUUUUUGAAGCUUCAGUUUUUGGAGAAGUCUCUCACUCACCACAAUCUGAUGAGACCAGCACCAUAAGGCAUAUUAGGAUUGGUCCAGCAGAAGUUCAGAGAUUCGAGCAGAUCGUGCAUGAAGGGUCUGGUGCUGAAACAGUGGAGAUCAGUGCUUCAGAAGAUGUUGUUCAGAGAGAAGGAUCGUCAGAGUUCAGCCGAUCUGUGAGACAUUUUAAGCUGGGUCCUAAAGAAAUCCAAACCACAGAAGAAGUCAUUUAUUCAGGCCCUAUUUCUACUACAGAAGAAAUAAUUUAUACAGGCCCUAUUUCUACAGCUGCAGAAGAGAUUGAUUCUGGAAAUCUUUCCCAGUUUUCAAGAGACUUCAACAGGUCCACAAGACAUGUCACAGUAGGAUCAAGGCAAGUAACUGAAGAAGUAUCUUUUGAAGGACCUGUUUCAGACUCUCUGGAGCUCAACAGCUCAGGUAACAUUUCUCAGACAGAAGGGUCUGUGGACUCCAGCAAAUCAAUAAUGCACUUCAGAUUAGGUCCAAAAGAGAGUCAAACUGAGCAAGUUAUCUUUGAAGGACCAAUCUCUGGUAAAGUGGAGGUCAGUGACACUAGAGGCUUCUCACAGACAGAAAGUUCAGUCAGACAUAUUCAGUUGGGUCCCCAAGAGUUUAUGACAGCUGAAAAAAUCAUCUACCAUGGGCCCGUCUCUGAGCACACAGAAAUCAGUGAACUGGAAGACCAGACUCUUUCAGGAGGCUCAGUAAAGCAUUAUAGAGUAGGUCAAGUGGGAGUUAAAACCACUGAACGAAUCAUCUAUCAAGGCUCCCUUUCUGAACCUCCACAGCUCAUUUACCAAGAAGGACAUAUUUCAGAGAAUGAAGGAAGCUCAGAUACCAGUAGAUCUUACAGGCAUGUUAAAAUAACUCCUGUAGAAAGUCACACUGAGGAAAUAAUCUUCUCAAGACCUACUUCUGAAACAGCGGGAGACCUUUCACAAACAGAAGAGUCAUCUGAGAGCAGUAGGUCUGUAAAGCAUAUUAAAGUAGGAUCCAAGGAAGCAUCUUACACUUUUCAAAUGGAUGUUUCCAAUAUGGGUGGAAUAUCUAUCAUAAAAAGUGGAGAACAGCAAGGAACAAUGCUCGUAUCCAAUAACCAAGAUCCUUCUGUUAGUCAGUCACAGAUGGCAGAGAAUGAAAAGAAUGAGUUUGAUAAAACUGUGCAAUUGCAAAGAAUGGUAGACCAAAGGUCAGUUAUUUCUGAUGAAAAGAAAGUCGCUCUUCUCUAUCUGGACCAUGAGGAGGAAGAUGAUGAUAAUGAUGGACAGUGGUUCUGAAAGGACUCUUUAAUGAAAUCUAGUUGGUAACUUGUUUA
Messenger RNA from Pezoporus flaviventris, 4838 nucleotides. RefSeq names its product synemin (gene SYNM). The record is from RefSeq and is a predicted model, not a curated record. The coding region runs from base 70 to 4800 and encodes 1576 amino acids. Lineage: Eukaryota; Metazoa; Chordata; Aves; Psittaciformes; Psittacidae. Gene Ontology annotation, cellular component: costamere; sarcolemma; neurofilament cytoskeleton. The transcript is spliced from 4 exons. Gene Ontology annotation, molecular function: structural constituent of cytoskeleton; structural constituent of muscle; intermediate filament binding. Gene Ontology annotation, biological process: intermediate filament cytoskeleton organization; fast-twitch skeletal muscle fiber contraction.